GAAUAAAUUAUUCUCAUGCCAUUAAAAAUGUGAAAACAUUGUCAAACUGGUUCAGGAAAAUAUACGUUAAACUGGAGAAGUUGCACAAAUAAAAACAACAAAUAUUGGAAUAUGAAUAACUUCGAAGAAUAUAUUGGUCUCAACGAAUUCAGUAUUGAGGUUUGGCGUAUGUUAAUUGCAGAAUUUCUCGGCACCUUCCUCUACGUGUUCAUUGGCGUCAUUAGCACGAUCUCAUUAUCGCAGAACCUGAUGACAUCUGUGGUACCGGUUGCCUUCGCAUUUGGACUGGCAUUGUCAAGUAUAUCGCAUGUGGUGAAUCGGGCUAGUGGUGCUCACCUGAAUCCCGCUGUAAGCAUAGGUCGGCUGGUCGUCGGUCAAAUGAAGUUGCUGAGAUGUUUGUGCUACAUACUAGUGCAGUGUGCCGGUGCGUGUUUGGCGGCAUUUUUGGUGGACAAAAUUUCCAUGGGACCUUCGCUUGCCAUAAGGCACGGUGUAACACGUCCACUUUAUGUGGGAGUUUGGGAAGCUUUGGUUAUUGAAAUUGUCAUUACAUUCCUCAUGGUUCUGGUGUACAAAUCAAUGGCAGAUCCUACACGCGAUGACUUGCAUUUAUCCGGGCCAUUAGUUGUGGGUCUGUCGGUUACAGCAGGUCAUCUUGUAGGCUACUUGUGUUCAACAUCAAGCAUGAAUCCAGCGCGUUCUUUUGGGCCCGCACUUGUAAAUGGCAACUUCGAGGAUCACUGGAUCUAUUGGGUGGGACCGAUUUCGGGUGGUAUCAUCGCUUCAGUUUGUUAUCACUUUUGUAUACAGGAUCGUGAAGCGCUCAGAAGAAGACGCUCCAGAAGAAGUAGUGCAAGGAGAAAGAGCGUUCCGAAAGCAUAAAGAAUAUAAAAGAGCUUGAACUAUAGAUUAUUCGUAUGAAAUGCAAUAAAUGUAGAAAAAUGAAAUAUUUACAUUACAUAUGUAUGUAAAUUUUUUAGUGUCAGAUGCAUAAUUGCUACUUAAAUCAUAUCCAAAAUAUAAACUCAUGUAGGA
Molecule: messenger RNA, 1035 nt
Organism: Zeugodacus cucurbitae (melon fly)
Lineage: Eukaryota; Metazoa; Arthropoda; Insecta; Diptera; Tephritidae
Product: aquaporin
Exons: 1
Coding region: 112-882 (256 amino acids)
Biological process (GO): transmembrane transport
Cellular component (GO): plasma membrane
Molecular function (GO): water channel activity
Source: RefSeq, a predicted model, not a curated record